AUUCCUGCAAGCAUGGUACAGCCUGACUUAACAGUUUAGGUCACAUAGAUGCUCGUAACGGAGUCCUGAUGCCGAGGCUGCCCCUCUAAUCCUUUGAUGUCCUCUUGCGUUCUUUCUAAGGCAGCCCCUCUAAUUUAUAACAUUGCAUUUCCCUUAGGGUCGACCAUAAUUUCCUCCUCCCCGCACCUAGCGAAUGAUAUGGUUUCUCCUUAGUUUUUUUUCUUCACCGUCCACCCCGCAUCGUACGGCGUCGCAAUAGCGGACCAGCGUGCCGAGGGGCCGCGACAAUGGCCGCCGUUCCCGCUCUAAGCAAGUUGAACGGCUUCGCCGAAACGUCCGACUACUCCCUCGCGCGCGGCUCCGACUUUUGCGCGCAUUCCGGCGCUUCCAAGCACCCGAGUCGAUCGGACGAAUCAGCUGCUGCGAAGUCGUUGCGUAACGGCAUGUCAGGACCCGUCGGUAGGGCCGCACCAGGGACCGUCGCAUCUGGGGGGUUUAACCAGAGUAACCCGAAUAAUCACGGUAACCCGAAUAACCAGGGUAACCAGCCGAAGCUGAAGCUGUCGCAGGUGUACGCGCAGAUGGUGGAGCAGCAGCAGAAUCUCAUAGUGCAACACGGGCUCUCCGGCGCAGCCGCAGUCGCCGGCGCUAACGGCACCCACGCCGCCGCUUCCGCAGAAGCCGCCGCCGCCGGCGCUGCCGCGAGCGGAGCCGGCUCGAAGGGCGCCAAAGGUCGGGAUCAGGGGGAAGCGGGGGUCUCGUCGGUGGAGCAGCAGCAGCAGCAGCAGCAGCUUUCGCGGAGGAACGCGCAGCACUCCUCCCCGCCGCCUGCAUCAGCGCAGGCGCAUAGUCCUCAGCGGGGGGGAGCCGCGGAAACGGGGAAGCAGGAUAGCGGGGGAAUGGCGCGGCGACCGCCCCCUCUGCAGCUUCAGAAUGGCAACUCGUCCGAGCAUGACACGUCAGCAGCGUCGCAUUCGCAAUCGCAAUCGCGGUCGCAGUCGCAGUCGCAGUCGCAGUUGCAGCCCCACUCACAGUCGCACGGCGGCAGCCAGGAGUCGCGUGCGACAAAACAGUACACGCAUUCUCAGUCGCUGGACGAGCGGAAACUCGCCGCGCUUUCCGCCCAUUCCGCCGACCCCCUGCGCGCGGAGCUCCUCCGCGAGGCCGCGCAGGCGCAGCACGACGCCGCGCGCCUGCGCGAGGAAGUGGCGCGCCUAUGGCAGGAAGUCGCGCGCGCGCGUGAGGAGGGCGCGCGGAUGGGGGAACGCGCCGCAGCCUCCCUCGAAACCGCCGCAGCGGCGCUAGAAAAAGCCGCCGCACUCGGCAACGCGGGAGGCGCGGGCGUAGCGCGAGCCACGUCAUCAUCGUCCUCCGUACCGCUACCCCGCCACGUGCGCACGGAAGGCGGAAGCGGGAUACUCUCCCCGUCCGGGCGGAUUUCCCCCUCCGCGCGCUCCCCCAGCAGCGGUGGCGGCCUGCACCCGUCCGUGCGCCGGCAACUCUCCAAUUCCUGGAGUGACUAUGGCGGGGGGGACGGUAGCGCGAGUCCCGGUAGCGCGGGUCAGGUGAAAGCAUUUCAGCGCCUGCAAGCCGCCAAGUCCCUGGGUCUGCUCCCCCUUCCCCCCGCGGGGAGCGUGUCCAGCGCGGGCCCCGACGAUCACGGCAGCCCCCCCGGACUGGCGGACAGCCCCGAGGGCUUCGAGGGGGGGGGCGGCGGAAGCGGAAGCUUUAGCAGCCGCGCGCUGGCGGAGAGCGUGGAGAGGGCUUCUGCGUGGACUGCGGGGCUGGAAGGAAUAGACGCAUCUGCGCCCGCUUCCGCCGCGGCGGCUGCGGGGGCGGCGGGAAAAGGGGGGAGAGCAGGCGCGUCCGCUGCGGGAGCCGCGGGAUCGGGAAGCGCGGGAGGGGCGGGGGGAGGGUCUCGCGGAGGGGGAAGAGGGGCGCGCGAGUCUGGGGGUGGCGGGGGGGAUAACUACCCGCCGUCUAGCCCGGAUUCUGUGACGUCAUCCCGGCGCAGCGCGCGCGGAAGCACCAUGAGCGGAAGCAUCAACUCCUUCCCCCCGCUCCCCGGACUCGUGCAGCUCCAAGCCAUGGUCCCCGCGGGCCGCGGGUCCGUCCCCCCCAGCCCCGCCACCAGCUCCCCCGGCGGCGCGCCUUCCGCGGGUGCGGCGGGGCGAGCGGGUGGGAGAGCAAGCCCCGUAGUAGGGGGGGCGCAAGGGAGGGAAAGCGGCGAAGGGGGAGAAGCGGGGGGAAUGGCGCGGCUGGAAUCUCUCCACUUACCCCCCUCCGCCUCCGCUUCCGCCUCCGCCUCCCCUUCCGCCAUGCACCGCUACAGCUCCAUGGACGUAGGGGUUCUUCUCUCCACCGCUUCGCUCCCCCCCGACUCCUCCCUCUCCGCCGGCGUUCCGCACUCCACCCCGCGCCUGCUAGGCCUGGCGGACACAGAGCCCGAGCUAACCGCGCGCCUGCGCAGCGCCAUCAGCGGGAACGGCGGAAUGGGGGGCGCGGGAAUGCUAUCCGCGUCCCCCCCCCAGGCAGGGCGGUCAAGCUCGUUCGGGGGAGGAGGCGCGGGCGGAAGGGGGACAUUGCAGGGGGGAGCAGGCGGAAGCGGUAGACAAGCGUUUGGUCCGGCGGGCGGCAGGCCUGGGGGAGGCUUGAGCCGAGCCUUGUCAGUAGCCUCGGGGCAGGUGCUGCCAGGUGCGGUGGGGGGGCAAGGGGGAGGCGGAGGGGGGGGCUCGGGGGCGGAGGAGGCAGGGGCGGACGGGCGGGGGAAGAUGUGGCGGCAGGGAUCAUGCGCUGACUCACUGCUCCAGCCGUCGCUGUCGUUUGAGGGGGCGCGGACGGAGAGGGGGGCGGGCGGAGGGGCGGAAGGGAAGGGGGGAAGGAGAGGAGCGGUGGGUCUGGGGAAUAUCCAGGUGCCGAGGAGACAGGGCGCGGAGGCGUGGGGAGGGGGAGCGGGGGGUGGAGGGGGAGGGGGAGGAGCGAGAGGUAGCGGUGUGGCUGUGGCGUUAUCCCCGUCGUUUGAUGGUAUCGUGCACCAUGAGCAGGAGAUGCAUGCCGGGCUUAAACACUCCGCUGCUGCUGCUGCUGCUGCUGCUGCUGCCGCCGUUGCUGCUGGUGCUGCUAGUCCGAUCACUGCCGGCUCGCGAACUCUGGAGCGCAGCGACGACGAGGACUCCUCACUCUCACCCUCACCAUCCUCGUCAGCAUCAUCAUCACCAGCACCAGCACCAGCACCAGCACCAGCAGGCAAGGGGUCAGCAGCAGCCGCUGCUGCUGCUGCUGCCGCUGCUGGUGGUGGUGCUGCAAGGCCUCUCUCUUCCCUGUCGCCUGACCUCCGGCCCGUGCGUGUGAGCAGCCCCCACCAUCCCGACUCCGACGAAUCAGAUUCCAACGCCAGCACCCCCCGAUCCACAGGCUCGGGGCCCGGUUCGGCCCGAGCCUCUGCAACAGGGGGAGCAGGGGGAUCCGGAGCCUCCCCUUCCUCCCCUGCAUCCGCCCCCUUCCCGCAUGACUCUGCAGGGGGCCGCGGAGGAGGCGGGGGCAUGCAGGGGCGCAGGGGGAGGGGGCGGGGGCCAGGGGGGGGGAUUCCGGGAGGGGGAAGGGGAAGGGCGAUGGCAAUGUUAGCAGCAGGGGGGGGAGCGAGGGGGGGGGUUGGCGCGGAGGGGAGCGAGGGGGCAGGAGGGAGAGGAGGGGGAGGGGGGGUGUUUUCUGGUGCAGGAUCCGGGAGCUUUGCCUUCCAUGAUGGCGGAGAGGAAGGAGGGGGAGCCGCGGAGAGAGCAGCAGUGAGAGCUGCUGGCGCUGCUGCCGCCGCCGCAGCUGUGGCAGCAGCUGCCAUAGCAGGAGGAGGGGAAGGGAGAGAGGGAGUAAGGGCAGGCGGGAGAGCGGCAGUGGUGAAGAGCCUUAGUAUGACGGGUAGUGGGAGCUUUGCUUUCCGUGCCCCGAGUGACCCUCUCGCGACGCCUGCGUCCCCGGAAAGCAGCCCCAAACUCAAACGCCCUUCCUCGAGUGGUGACUCUGCUGCUGCUGCUGCUGCUGCUGGGGGUGGGUCCUCCUCCGCUGCUGGUGGUGCUGGUGCUGCUUCGCCUCCUCUUGCUGCUAGAUCCGCUGGUGCAGCGCGCAUGGGUGCUGCUGCUGGCUCUGCUGUUGCCGGUGGUGCUGGUGCGGGUGCUGCUGGUUCUGGCUCUGGCUCUGGUGCUGGUGCUGGUGCUGGUGCUGGUGCGAACAUGCGUGGGUUGCGAAGGGCGGUGUCGGGAGUCCCAGAAGGCCGCACCUUGUCAACCGCAGCAGCAGGAGCAGGGGGGGCAGGAGGACCAUCGCGCAUGGGGGCAGCAGGAAGCCGGGCGUUGCGGCGAGCAGUAUCCGGAGUACCGGAUGCAAGGAUGCAGAACCAAAACCAGAGCCUGGCAGGAGCAGGAGCAGCAGGAGCAGCAGGCGCAGGAGCAAGGGGUCUGAGACGGGUGGGUGCCGCUGGUCGUGGCGGCGGGGGCACGGCCACGGGCACAGGCACAGGCACAGGAAUUGGCAUAGCUUCGUCCGCAGACCAGGAUCAGUUCCGUCGCCAGCACUCCCUGUCAACUGCACAGAUGGGGGUCGCAGGAGGGAGAGGAGGAGGCAGGGGGGGAGGGGGCAGAGGGGAAGCAGGUGGAUCGGGGCUGCAGCGCCACAAGUCUGUGGGAGGGCAGUUCUUCCAGCCACACCUGCCAGGUGCUCCAGGUGCUCCAGGUGCUCCAGGUGCUGUUACAAGCCAGACACUCACAGGUGGUGCUGGCAUGGGGAGGGGGGCUGGAGUGGGGAGGGGAGGAGGAGGGGGGCCGGUCAAGCCGCUUGCUCCUGGGACAAACAACAGCAGCAGUGGCAGCAGCGGCGGUGGCAGUGGCAGUACGGCUAGCAGUGGUGCUAGUGCCAGUAGCAGCAGUGGGAGCAACGGCAACGGCAACAGCAACGGCAACAGCAACAGCAACAGCAACAGCAGCAGUGCGGCUGCAUCAUCAGGCGCGCCUGCAUUCCCAUGGGUACCCGCCUCAGUGUCUGCUCCUGGCAGCAAGGGGCGCGGUGGGGGCGCUAUGGCAGCAGCGGGGGGGAGCAACGGAGCAGGAAGAGGAGCCAAGGACUCAUCACCAGGACCCCCAGCAUCAGCAUCAGCGUUGUCCCUUGCUCGGUCUGUGAGCAUGGACCCUGUGGCUAAGCCGCACUGGAAGGAGAGUAUCAUGCUGCAGCAUGCUGCGCAGGGGCGAGGGGCAGGCCGGGGGGCAGGUGGAGGAGGACGAGGGGGAGGAGGGGGUGCAGGGGGUGGAGUGGGUGGAGGAGGAGGAAUGGGCAGAGGUGGGAGCAGCAGCAUCUUUGCUGUUAAUUCCGUUUCCGCGCAUGGUGGUGGGCUUGGGCAAGCGUCGGGCAACAUGGCAGCAGCAGGAGCAGCAGGGGCAGCAGGAGCAGGAGGAGUAGCAGUGGAUAUUCACAGCCGCCCUCUCAGCGGCGGGAGCUUCUUUGCUAGAUACGCAGGGGCAGGCACAGGAUCAGCAGCCGCAGGAGGAGCCGGAGCAGGCAGGGCAGGGGGAUCAGGGGGAGCAGUGGGAGAAGCGAGAGGAGGGGUGGGCGGCGCAAUGACGGGCGUUGGAGGAGGAGGAGGGGGGGGCGUGGAUAGUCAGGGGUUGUUGCGGGCGCAGAGCUGCAGCAUAGCGGAGCUGGUGCUAGCAGAGCCGUUCCUGGUGAAGACCACGUCGUUCCAUCUCGCCGGGGGCAUGCUGCAGGAGCAGUUCCUCAAGCAGAGCACCCUCCCCACUGGCACCCACGCUCUUGCUCCUGCUCCUGGUGUUUCAACUUCUUCUGCUGCUGCUGGUGCUGGUGCUGGUGCCACUGGUGGAGCUGCUGCUGGUGGUGCUGCUGGUGGUGAUGUUUCUGAUGCGACGAGCACGGAUGGGAGUAGCGAUGGUGGUGGGGAUGCGGAUGAUGAUGAUGAUGAUGAUGAUGAUGAUGAUGAUGAUGAUGCUGCGAGUGUGAGCACACAGCUGUCAGACGACGCUCCUCCCCACCAUUCCAGUCUCGACACUGCUGUGUACAGCCGCCCGCCUCCCACUCGUGCUGCUGCCACUGCUGGUGCUGGUUCCGGUGCAGAUCGUGCGGGGGCAGGUGGUUCUGCUGCUGCUCGCGGUGCUUAUAGGAGAGCAGAGGAGGAGGAAGAGGAGGAGGAGGAUGAUGGGUUGGAUGAGGGUAGCGAUGAGGAGAGUGAGGAAGAGGAGGAGAGGAGGAGACGACUAGGCGGCGGCAUGGGACCUACCAGCAGCCGCAUCGGACCGACCAGCAGCGGUGGCAGCAGCAGGAGUACUGCUGACGCCAUAACUAGCAGGGGGGCGCCUGGACCAUCAGCAACAGCAUCUGCAGCAUCAGCUGCAGCGGCGGCGACGGCGGCUGCUCGAAGCGCUUACAGCAACCAUGCUGGGGAGUAUGAUGACAGCAGUGACUACACGAGCAGCAGCGAGAGCGAGAUUGGUGUGCAUGUAACAAGGCGGCUGGCCGGCAUGGGGAAUCCCGGCAUGGGGAGGGGUGCUACUGAGGGCAGUCUGCCUGCAGGCGCUUCAGGGGCUGCAGGCGCUGGGCAAAGUAUGGCAGCUGGAGGAGUGGCAGCAGCAGCAGCUGGAGGAGGAGCAGCAGGAGGAGGAAGUGCGGGCGGAACAGGGGCAGGUGGAACAGGAGGAGGAGGAGGAGGAGGAGGAGGAGCAGCAGCAGCAGCAGCAGCAGCUGGGAGAGGUGGUGGAGUUGGUAGUUUUGCAGCAGGGGCAGGUGGUGGUGGUGGGCGUGGUAGUGGCAGUGGCGGUGCAGUGGUAGUGAACCGGAUGAACGACUCGGGGAGCUUCAGUGCUGGAGGCAGUGGCAGUGUGGUGACAUACAGUGGCAGCGAGCGAGACGAGGAGGAGGAGGAUAGUGAUGGUGAUGACGAUGAUGGCAGCAUUGUUGUCAAAGGGCAGAGCUCCGGAGGGGAGCAAGAUGGCGAGGAGGAGGGGGAUGAAGAGGAGGAGGAGGAGGAGGUGGCAGCAGAUGGAACAGUGGCGGCCGGAGGAAGAAACCACCACCGCGCAUCAGCAUCAGCAUCAGCAUUGUCACCACCACCAUCGUCAUCAUCAUUGUUGUGUUCAGCGCUUCACACCCCACCACCACAUACCAGCGCUGCUGCUGCUGCCGGCGAAUCUGACGCCCCACGUCGGUCUGUGCGGUUCAAGCUCUCGCCUGAGAUCCGAGAGUUCACCGGGUCACCCUUGUCCGAUGAUGACUCCUACUCCUCUGGCUCCUCCGACGACUCCUCCCCGCCCCCCUCCACUCUCUCUGCUUCAAAAGCGAGGCUACAAGCGCUCCUGGCCCUGCAACAACAGCAGCAGCAGCAGCAGCAGGAACAGGAGCCACAGCUGCAGCACUCCAACUCGCAGCAUCCCCAGCCGCACCAGCAGCAGCAGAAGGGGAAGGGAGAGGAGGGAGAUGAAGAUGAGGAUGAGGAUGAGGACGAGUCGGAGAAAGAGGAGGACGUGCUGGAGAAUGAGGGAAGGAUGAAGGCUGAUUCGGGUUACAAAGUGGGUGCAGGGCAAAGGGGACAGGUCGCGGUGAUUGGAGCAGGGAGAGGAGGAGGGGGAGGAGGAGGGGGAGGAGGAGGGGAAGGAGGUGUGGGUGGAGGGAGGGGGAGGGGGUCGCCAGGUGUGGCAGGAAACUUAGGGACGGGUAACAUGUCACAGCAGCAGCAGCAACAGCAACAGGGGCGGAUGGGAUAUGAGAGACGAGUAGAUGGUUUGCAGGGUAGCAAUAUGGUGGAGGACUCAGAUUCUGACGAGUUCUAUUCUGAUGACAGUGGCGAAGAGGGGGGCGGGAUGACAGCGGGCAGCCACAGCAUGGCCCGUCCUGGACUAGGAGCCACAGGAGGCACAGGAGGUGCAGGCAGGGGGGGGAUGGUGGCAGUUGGAGGGAGAGGGAGUGGUAUGGGCUGGGGAGGAGGGGCAAUGGAAAGAGGGGUGGGGUUGAGGACUGGUGGUGGUGGAGUGAACAGUGGAUAUGGGAGGGGUACAGGUGGUGAUGGUGAGGGGGUUGGUCCUGGUGCCGAUGAGUAUGAGGAUGAGUAUGAUGACGAGGAAGAGGAGGAUGAUGAUGGGGCAGGGUCCUUUGCGGGAUUCGGGGCAGGGUUGGGAUGAGAUGAGACAUUGUCGAAGUGUGGUGUUUCCGGGUUUCAGUAUGUGCUUUCCUUGUCAAAAUACGCACAUGGUAUUGUGCACGAGGAAUUGGGGGAGGGUAAUAAGAUACCGUAGUACCCUUACUACUGAACUGACUUUCUGGGUGUGUGUGUCCUGUCCUGUCUUGUGGUCUUUAGAUACUGUUGAGUAAGCUGAGCUGAUGUGGGGCAGCGCCCUGCAGAUAUGCUCCUAACCGUGCUGAUGAUUUUCCUUGACUCUUGCUCUUGCAAUGCAAUGCAAGAUGCUGUGUGCAUUUUUCAUUUCGUUCUGACUGAACACCUGAU
Messenger RNA from Closterium sp. NIES-67, 8491 nucleotides. The record is from the annotation of a GenBank genome assembly. Lineage: Eukaryota; Viridiplantae; Streptophyta; Zygnematophyceae; Desmidiales; Closteriaceae.